This is a messenger RNA of Cephus cinctus (wheat stem sawfly), 3723 nucleotides long. RefSeq names its product QRFP-like peptide receptor. The record is from RefSeq and is a predicted model, not a curated record. The coding region runs from base 928 to 2370 and encodes 480 amino acids. Gene Ontology annotation, molecular function: neuropeptide Y receptor activity; peptide binding. The transcript is spliced from 11 exons. Gene Ontology annotation, biological process: G protein-coupled receptor signaling pathway. Gene Ontology annotation, cellular component: plasma membrane. NCBI's taxonomy places the organism in Eukaryota, Metazoa, Arthropoda, Insecta, Hymenoptera, Cephidae.
CGAUUCUAGUUCGCCGUACGAAGAGGCACGAAGUUCCCGCUCGAGUAUUCUCGGCGUAGCGACGCCUGAGUACUUCUUGAAUCGUGCACAUAGCAGCGCGGUUUAGUCGGUUUCAGUCGGUUUGCAGUCACAGUAUCGUGUUGUUGGUACUUCUGUCUUGUUUUCUCUCGUGCCUCUCUCUUUCUCUAACCUCGAACUAUUGAUGCAAGUGCACUUUUGAACACAACAGCCAUUAAUCACAGUGCACACGUGCGGUUGACGAGAAGUGAUUUUUAACGGUUUGCAAGUACUUAACGAAAUUUCUAUAUGGACAACAGUGUGUUUUCAAUUUUGGCGCUUAAAAUUCCAACGGUUUUCAUAUGGCUUGACAUAAACUAUGGUGUUGUGACUGAUACGGAUGAUAUGACGAUACAGUGGAAAUUGUGGAGUUAUACGCAUCCUCUGGUGCACGUGCGAAUAGUGCAUUAAAGUUAUCCUGGAAUUACGCGCAGUGUCAACGUUGACGGAAAAUUGAAGACUGCGGAGUGAGGGAGAUAAGAAGAAAAAAAAGGCGCAAAUUACCUGCUUAGCUGAUUUCCGGAUGAGGCACUGCUGUAAUUUCCGGAAUGGGUGCGGCCAGGGCGUUACGUGGAGGACAGCACCUGAAGAAGGAUCAUUGGGAUAACCAGGAUUAUCAGGAUCAUCAUCAGGACCAACUAGGAAAACGUGAUGUCUGAGAGAAGCGGUCGACUUAGGUUCGUGGUUUGGAAAUCCACCUUUCAAGGAUAAUUCGACAAAGUCCCGGAGACUCGGGGCAAAAAUUGAAAAGUAAUAAGGUGUAUAAAGGGAAGGGAAGAACACAGGAGUACAGAAUACAAAAUACGUUUCGCCAUUGUAUUUGGAAUUGGACAUUCCUGCACGUUUGAAAUUCAUUUCGUUCUGGCUGUUAUGAUGGAAUCGAAUAUCACCAACGACACCGAGGACGAGUUCAUUGAUUAUGACGUGAACGAGUCACUCAGCCAUUUUGAAUGGAUCGAAUUAGCACCUGUGCUCGUUGUCUAUACCCUCACGUUCUGCUUGGGACUCACUGGUAACGUGGUGAUCAUCGCCUCGACUCUGUGUCCACGUCUGAGACCGCUGCCUGCGACACCCACCAACGUCUUCCUGGGCGGAUUGGCCAGUGCUGAUCUUCUCUUGAUUAUUUUCUGCAUUCCCGUCAAGAUUGCCAAGCUCUUCUCGUACACCUGGACCAUGGGACUUUUUCUGUGUAAAUCGGUACAUUACAUGCAAAGCGUCUCGGCUAUAUGCUCGGUGCUGACACUAACGGCCAUGUCUAUAGAAAGGUACUACGCCAUUGUUCAUCCUAUGAGGGCCCAAUAUACCUGCACCAUCAGUCAAGCUAGAAAAAUCGUAAUCAUCACUUGGAUCAUGUCCUUCCUAUUGGCUGUGCCAAUAAUCUUCACUCAGAGACACAAGGAAGUCGGCAAGAGGUAUCUGGCCUAUUGGUGCGUACGCGAUCGCGAUUCGGAAACUUUGUGGAGGCUUCACGAGGUCUAUAUGCUUCUUCUGGUACUCGUGGUACCGCUAAUAGUAAUGGCCUUCUGCUACACCGCCAUUUGCUGGGAGAUCUGGCGCGUCAUGAAGCGUAGAUACCAUAUGACGUCACGUCACGCAUUGAAUCAGAACAACGCGGCAACCGAAUGUAUACCGAUGACACAGAGACACGGAAGCGGCAGAAAUGGGGCGCGUCGUGGGCGUCGCGACGACAGUCAGACGGAGGAGGAAUCCCGUACCAUGAAGCAGGUCGUCAAAAUGCUCGUGGCGGUUGUCGUCCUAUUCGCCAUAUGUUGGAGUCCCAUGCUGAUCGACAACGUACUCACAGCUUAUGGUGUAAUACCAUGGAUGAAGGGCGGUGCGUUCAAGCACCUCAAUACGGCCUUUCAGCUUAUGGCGUACUUUAACAGCUGCAUCAACCCCAUAGUCUAUGGAUUCAUGUCGAAGCAUUUCCGGAAGAGUUUCCUAUCGGCUGCCUGUGGCAGCUGGUGGUGCUGUUGUCCUAGAAGAGGCUACAGGACACCAGUCAAGAGGCAUCCUAGUCUUAGUCAGACCAGGACGACGAGUGUCCGGAUCGAACCACGUCCUCUCCUAUCGCCUAUGCUUUCAGAUGGACCUGAUUCUACCUAUAUCCCUGGAUCGCAACGCGGGAUAUCGCGGCCAAUAAUUAACGACGGGGACGCGAUUGAUAAAGUGCUCCCGUCAGGAUUGCCAACCGCGAAGAGAAAAGGGGAUGAUGAUAAUAAUAAUAACGAAAACAAGAACAAAAUGAAUAAUAUCCUACGCGUACAGCUGACGCCGAUGAAUGACAGCUGUGAUUCAGUGGUAUUAUUUUAAAGAGAAAAUUCACCUCGUAUCAAAGACAAUUUUUAAAAUCAAUUGCGUACUUGUGUCCUACUUCUAUUUCGAUGUAUGACGAAGGAUCAUCGAAAUUUUUUAAAACACGAUAAUUCCUCACGCGAUAACUGUCAUUGGGGUUUCCGAAGUUUCGAUCGGUACGGCUCGCUCGGUAAAGAAGAUUCCGCGUGUCGUGUAUCUCGUUUCACGUAAAAACUAAAGUAGUUUCGAUUGGCUGACCUUUUUUUUUUAUUGUGAACACGAGGCAAGACACGAUAAUUGCUGUAUAAAAUUCAUACGAGUGUCACGGCUCGAUGAACACUUUGUAUCGGUAAUCGUUUUGACAGCGUGCUGACGCGAAAUUAUGUAAAACACUAUGUACGUUGAAUUUAGCGGGAAAAUCGCGUCUUCGCCAUUUUUCAACCUGAUUCUUGUAUGUAUAUGGUAAUUCGUGGGACUAUCGACAGGACGACGCGUAUACAAAUUAGAAAUAAUUAAUAAUCGUUCGAAUCGCCAUUUACGUCAUUUUUGGAUAUAUAUUCUAACUGUUAACGAUAGUACAUCUUUUGGAGAAAAAAAAAAUAGCUAUUCGAUCAGUGCGCACAAAUAAAGGGAUACCUUAGGGAACACGGGUAUAAAUUUACGUUGCAGGUUGUUGGCGCCAUCUGUAUUCACACGUCACAAGUUUUUGUUGUACAUUUCUUUUAUAUGUAGACUUCUGUACUUGUUGAUUAAUACCUAACAGGUUAUUAUGGACAUAACGAAUACAUUCGUUAUUUAUCAGAGUAAUCUAUCUGUAAUCUUUAAAGAUGAGUAGCAGAUUAGUAAUAUUAUUUUUUUAUUUUUCAUGGGAAGAACUAAACCUCCCAAUGUCACUUUAACGAUUCUUAUAAUUGUCUAUUUGUACAUUGUUGUAUUUGUAAUUUGUACUGUCACUCUCUUUCUCUCUCUUUGAUCCUUAAAAUAAUGUAUUGCUAUUUAUCUUUCCUUACCACUUUGCUCCUUAAAAAUUGUUUUUCAAAGUUCUCCAAGAAGCCUGUAAAUACCUCUAGAAAUUAUGAUCGUAUUAUUAAGAACAUUCAACGAGAUUCGCUCACCGUUGUCUUGCAUGCAUUUGGGGCGCAGCUACGCAACGGUGGACGGUUCCGUUUGGCCAGACAAUUAAUUAUUAAUUAUUUAUCGGUAAACUGUGUACAAUUGUUAACGAACAAACUUUAUAAGCAAAUGUACCAGCCGGGAAAUUAGAGACUGUCGCUUUACGUUCAUCUAUCGUACAUGUAUAUCAUUGUCGUGGAAGGUGCUUUAUAUGUCAAUUCAUUAUUGAAUUAAUAAUAAAAGUGAUGUGCAAUAUUU